AUGGGAGCGUCGAAACAAUACCUUACCCUCCACACGGUCGAGUCGGCCCAUCCCAAAGCGAGCGACAUCUUCGCUGUAGCGCCGACUAGUACACAGUUACUCUCAGCUUCUGGUGCGAGCAGCAUCAGUGUUUACGACACCACAAAACCCGACUUUCCAGUUAUACAAACACUUGACAAGGCACACCCGCUCGGCAUACACCACCUGGUGACUGCGCGCGAAGAGAAGGCACGACGGGCUGCGAGUGCUGGUUUCGAGGGCAAGGUCAAAAUAUGGAGCCAGAGUGAAGACGGAGUGUGGAGUGAGGAUGGAGAGAUUGUUGAUCAGAACAAACCGGGUGAGGUAUGGGCGAUUGCAAUGAGCGCAGAUGGGCAGUACCUUGCUAGCAGUAGUAUCAACGGCAAGAUAAAUGUCUGGAGCUUGAACAAAGACGAGGAUAUGCCCCGCAUACGCGAGUAUGAGACCAAAGGCAGCUUUGGUUUGUGCGUAGACCUGAGCCGUGACGGCAGCUUCACAGCCUCGGGACAUGAGAAUGGCUCGAUAUACGUUUUCAAUAACGACACUGGGCGUCUUGCGCACUCUCUAGCAGGCCUCGUACACCCAAUUCGCAGUGUGGCCUUCUCCCCAACUUCAAAGCUCCUAGCAGCAGGAGGCGAUGCCAGAAUCAUCGCAAUUUAUAAUGUCUCUUCGGGUGAGCAGGUAGCGAACCUCACAGGCCAUGGUGGCUGGGUACUCAGUCUCGACUGGAGCGACACCGGCGAGUAUCUGCUGUCAGGAUCUCACGACUCAAAAGCAAAGGUAUGGCGGUUUGAGACUAAGACGUGCGUCGCAACUCACUCCCACGGCGACAAGCCUCUUUGGAGUGCGAAGUGGUUACCCAAGGUUCCUACAAAGAGCGAGAUGUUUGCACUGGCGGGAGGAAACAACACCAUUGGAAUAUACCGAGAGGCUGCUGGCUGA
This is a messenger RNA of Bipolaris zeicola 26-R-13, 960 nucleotides long. RefSeq lists its product as uncharacterized. The record is from RefSeq and is a predicted model, not a curated record. Gene Ontology annotation, molecular function: protein binding. The transcript has 5 exons. Bases 1 to 960 code for a protein of 319 amino acids. Lineage: Eukaryota; Fungi; Ascomycota; Dothideomycetes; Pleosporales; Pleosporaceae. Gene Ontology annotation, cellular component: Cdc73/Paf1 complex.